Cygnus atratus (black swan) is the source of this 285-nucleotide messenger RNA. RefSeq names its product small integral membrane protein 36 (gene SMIM36). The transcript has a single exon. Lineage: Eukaryota; Metazoa; Chordata; Aves; Anseriformes; Anatidae. The record is from RefSeq and is a predicted model, not a curated record. The coding region runs from base 1 to 285 and encodes 94 amino acids.
AUGGAGUUUUAUUUGGAGAUUGACCCUGUUACCUUGAAUCUCAUCAUUCUGGUAGCUAGCUAUGUUAUUUUGCUCCUGGUUUUCCUGAUCUCCUGCGUGCUCUAUGACUGCAGGGGGAAGGAUCCCAGCAAGGAAUAUGCUCCCGAAGUCCCUGCGAACAGCCAGCCUCCCAUCCGGCUGGUGGUGAUGCAGCAGGGCUCCCCAGGCACCCGCUGGGCAAAGGGACUCGUCUCUGCGUACGAGAACGCCUCCGACCUGCCGGGGAAAAGGACUACUGUUGUGUGA